UACCCGUCGGAGCGCGCCUACAAUAUGAUGCUUGCCCGCGCAGCCGAGCGGAAGCUCCGACGAGAUGCAUUCCGACCCAAUUCAAGAAGCUCGUUACCGAGCGAACAAUUCAUAUCAUGGCUCACUCCCGCGCAGACAAGGCGGGCCGCCACCGUCGCCGCACCGUCCCCCAUCACGACCAACUCACAUGACACCAGGAAGCAGCGAUCCACGCCCUUAUCUUUCACCUCGCGAUCCGAAUCACGCUCCCUCGCCACCGCCGCAGACUCUCAGUUCGCCUCGCCGGCCUCGAGCUUCGGCGGCUUCAUGCCGCCAUGGAAACCGCGACCACAGGCUCCCCAUGUAGCAAAACUCGAUAACUGGAAUCCCUCCCAAACCCUCAUCCUUCGCGAUCCUGGGAUUCAACACACAACUCCUAUCAAGUUUGGAAUUGGUGGCGAUACAGCAGAGCUCUACCAAAAUUUACACGCCUGCCUACGCGUUGGCCUCUUGGACAGAGCCACGGCCAUUCUCGACCGCCUGGUCAAGAUGUGUAACCCAUCAUCCCCCGAGGUUGUCGAAGCGCACAACAUGUUCCUGCAGCAUCUGCUAGAAAAGGCAGAGCAGAAUCCCACUCCGGAUGCCAUGCGUGAGAUGGAAGAGUGGUACGACCAGCGUAUGGUUCGCAACGCAAUCGAACCAUCCCCGGACACACUCGUCAUCUUACUGCGCGGCGCAUUGAACUUCUUGGACGGCUAUGCUCUUCAAGCCGCUCUGGCCAAAUACUUUAUGGUAGCUGAGGAAUGUAGCCCUGAUGCGAUCGAUGUCAUCAACAACUCGGACGAGUUCUCAGACGACGAAUGGGACCGUCUGAUCCGUUUCCAGUACUCCAAAUACAAAUCGCCACCGCCCCCCUCCGAGUCGCAACAAGCUCCAAUCAGCACUCCCCUCGGCUACGAAAAGCUCAUCGAACACGGGUUUGUGUCCAACCCGGCACACCAGGUCAAUUCCGUGGAGCAGAAGGGUUAUGGUCUCGAGACGCUCAAAAACUCUCUUGCCAUGUUCGAUGCCACCAAAGAUGCGGUACCUUAUCCACACGAAAUGGAAGGCUCACAGGAAGAGAAGGAUAGAGCAUAUGCAUUUGCGCGGCAGUUGCGCAUCGAGACAGAUGCCUUGGAAGCCGCCAUCAAGCGUUGGAAGGCCGAAGAUGAGAAGCUGCAAGGCAUUGGCAUCCACGGCGUUCUCAAAUCAAAGCCCAUCCAAGCAUUAUUAUGGCAAUGGUACAGCGCGCUCCUGCCGCUUAUCAAACGCGAGAUGGCCCAAACUAAAGAGCUCUUGGCGAACCCUAGUCCCGCAAAUCAGCGCGAUGAUCGUCACAUAUACGGGACAUAUUUGGACAACGUCAAGGCGGAGAAGGUUGCUGCCUUGACUGUAUCGCGCGUAAUACAGUCGUGUGCACGAGGAGCUCACGCUGACACGGACACUCUCAAACUCUCUGCCCUCACACAAGCCGUCGGUGACGAUAUCGAGCAGGAGUACCAGUUCGAGAGUCAGUCCAGGUACAAGGCGCAAGUGAAAAAGCAACGACGACUAGCUCGAACUGGAAUGUUGGAAAAGUUGAGAUUGAGUCCGGAAUCCGCACCCGAUAAGGCCACAGCACCCACCUCUAAUGCAAAUCUGAUUGCCCCACUUGAAUUGGCCAAGUACUCCCGGGACCAGUUUCCUCUGAUUGCCAAAACGAAGAUUGGGGCCAUGGCAUUGGAGUUGAUGCUCAAAACGGCCACCAUUACCGUCACUGCCGAAGACCCCAAGACUGGUAAACAGCUGACCAGCACGCAACCUGCUUUCCACCAUCACAUGAGCUUCGUACUAGGGAAAAAGAUCGGCUUCCUGGCUCCUCACGCCGAAGUCCUCGAAAAAUUGCAGAGGGAAUCGCUACAUAACAUCAGCACUAGAGGACUCCCGAUGGUGUUUGAGCCCAAGCCGUGGUCAAGUUUUGACGACGGCGGUUUCUACGCUACCAAAUCCACCGUGAUCCGCACCAAGUCCGGUGACAGUUCACAGCGUGCGUAUGCGCAUACAGCAAUAGCGAAUGGGGAUAUGGACAAGGUGCUCGCCGGACUAGACGUUCUCGGGAAGGUGCCUUGGCAAAUCAACGAGAAGGUAUUUGAAGUCAUGGUACAGGCCUGGAACAGUGAGCAAGCUAUCGGCGGUCUGGUCGCAGCCAAUAUGAUUGGGGACCGGCCCGUUGAACCCUCACCUGAUGCACCCAAAGAAGAGUACAACAGCUGGGUGAAAAGGUUGAGAGAUUGGGAGAAUAGGAAGUCCGGUAUACAUUCCCAACGUUGCUUUCAGAAUUUCCAGCUGGAGAUUGCGCGAGCAUAUUUGAAAGAGAAACAGAUGUUUUUCCCUCACAGCGUCGAUUUCCGGGGCCGAGCAUACCCAGUCCCUCCAUUGCUGAACCACAUUGGUGCCGACCUUGCUAGAAGCCUUCUCAAGUUUGCCAAUGGAAAAGAAUUGGGCGCUGUCGGGUUGCAGUGGAUCAAAGUCCAACUAGCCAAUCUUUAUGGGUUCGACAAAGCCAGUCUACGUGAGCGAGAGCAAUUUGCCAUGGACAAUAUCGGUGAGAUUUACGACUCAGCGACCAACCCCCUGACUGGACGACGAUGGUGGGUUAAGGCUGAAGAUCCAUGGCAAUGCUUAGCUUGCUGCAUGGAGCUCAAAAACGCCCUCGAUUCGCCUGAUCCAACACGCUACGUCUCCCAGCUUCCGGUGCAUCAAGAUGGAACUUGCAAUGGUCUCCAGCAUUACGCAGCUCUCGGGGGUGAUCACGCUGGCGCAAGUCAAGUCAAUCUCGAACCAUCAGACAGACCACAGGACAUCUACACGGGCGUCGCUGAGCUGGUCAAGGACAUGGUCAGGGAGGACGCUGCCCGAGGCAUUCCUGAAGCUGUACUUGUUAAAGAUAAGAUCACUCGCAAAGUGGUGAAGCGGACGGUCAUGACUAAUGUCUAUGGUGUCACCUUUAUAGGGGCCAAAGCCCAGGUGUUGGAAGAAUUAAAGGAUGCGUUUCCGGAUUUCGCAGGAACCCCCGAGUUUCCAGCUCUACACAAGCCUGCGUUGUACAUUGCCAAGAAGAUAUUUGCGGCACUUGGCAAAAUCUUUAACGGUGCACAGGAAAUUCAAUACUGGCUCAAUGAGUGUGGUGAACGCAUCACGACCUCACUAUCCCCGGAGCAAAUCCAGGGGAUUAAAGAUCGCUUCGCCAGUAACCGGGACCCAAAAUCCAAAUCGUCACUGCAAGGCAAGGCCUUGAAGAAGGUGGAGAAGGAUCACGAAGCGUUCAAAACUAGCAUUAUCUGGACCACUCCUCUCAAAAUGCCGGUAGUACAGCCGUAUAGAAAGGACGGUGUGGAGACCAUCGCUACUCGUUUACAAACCGUGGCGGUGUCUAAACACUCUAGUUUCGGCAGCGUUAACAAGCGCAAACAACUGCAGGCUUUCCCUCCCAAUUUCAUCCACUCGUUGGACGCAACUCACAUGUUGCUCUCUGCUCUUAAAUGCAAUGAAAUGGGUCUCGAUUUCGCUGCCGUGCACGACAGUUUCUGGACACACGCCGCCGACAUUCCCAACCUGAACAUAAUUUUGCGCGAUGCUUUCGUGCGAAUGCACUCGGAAGACGUCAUGGGACGCCUUGCGGCAGAAUUCAAAGCCCGUUACGCAGGCCAUCUGCACAAAGCUGAUAUCAGGAUAUCAUCCAAAGUUGCCAAAAUGAUUAUAGCCUGGAGAAGGGAGCAUCGCAAACUGGAAAUCGGUACCAAGGCAUACACGCAAAUCAAGGAUGCACCGACUGAAGAAGUGGCACUGGAGGCUCAAAGGCAAGAGUUGCUUCACAGCGAGGACCCCUCGCUAAGACAACAAGGUGAAGAGAUGGUGACACCGACCAGCAUCUGGAUCGCACAUCAAGAUCCAAAAGCUCUUGUCUCCAGUCGACUCGCGCUCUUGGGUGAGACAAAGCAAGGGGGUACCACUGAGUACGACAAGAUCAAGGACAAGAUCCUAAGCACCGAAGCUGAGGCGGUAGAGACGAAGCUGAACAACUCCGAUCUGAAGUCGGCGGACUCGACACCUGGCUCUAUCGUCGCCGCUGCCAUUGAAGCGGAAGCUGAGAAUCUCAACGUUGACGAGAUCGAUGCGCAGAAGGAGGCUUCGCUUGCUGGAACAACCGAGGCGUCGAUCCAGUCGGUCAAGGACACUAUUCUUCCUGAGCCGACGGACGAGGACACUACUGCCCUAGAUGAGGACGAUGCACAGGAGACAGAAGAGCAGCUUGAAGUAGAGGGGGGACAGAAGGGCAAUGGUUCCACCCCGAAGCAGGCGAGGCUGAGCACCUACACUAUGCUCAAUGUCUGGGUUCCCUUGUCUUUUCCCCCUGUACCCAAAAAGGGGACCUGGGACGUUUCGCGACUCCACAAGUCCAAGUACUUCUUCUCUUAG
Molecule: messenger RNA, 4476 nt
Organism: Periconia digitata
Lineage: Eukaryota; Fungi; Ascomycota; Dothideomycetes; Pleosporales; Periconiaceae
Source: the annotation of a GenBank genome assembly